Messenger RNA from Diplodia corticola, 999 nucleotides. Its product is annotated as cord and cs domain protein. The transcript has 3 exons. The record is from RefSeq and is a predicted model, not a curated record. NCBI's taxonomy places the organism in Eukaryota, Fungi, Ascomycota, Dothideomycetes, Botryosphaeriales, Botryosphaeriaceae. The coding region runs from base 1 to 999 and encodes 332 amino acids.
AUGACCAAGAAGUGCGUCCACAAGGGCUGCGGCAAGGUCUACGAAGACGACGCCGAGCCCUGCGUCUACCACCCCGGCCCACCCGUCUUCCACGAGGGUCAAAAAGGCUGGAAAUGCUGCAAACCCCGCGUCCUCACCUUUGACGAAUUCCUCGCCAUCCCGCCCUGCACCACAGGCACGCACUCGGACGUCGACGACACGCCCGCCCCCGCCGCCCCCACCCCCGCCGACGAAGACGCCAAACCCAAACCCCACGCGGCCGAAGCUCCCGAGCCCACACCCGGCCACGACUCCUCCAUCACCCUAGGCACGCACACGCCCGCGCGCAUCCCGACCAACGCCGCGCCGACGCCCACGCGGUCCCCUGCACCCGAAGAGGAAUCAGACGAAGACGACGACGACACGGCGGCGAUCCCGGACGGGGCGGUGUGCAAGCGCAAGGCGUGCGGGGCGACGUAUUCGGCGGCGGCGGGGAGGGGAGACGAGGAAGGCUGCGUGCAUCACCCGGGGGCGCCGAUAUUCCACGAGGGCAGCAAGGGGUACAGCUGCUGCAAGCGGCGGGUGCUGGAGUUUGACGAGUUCAUGAAGAUUGGGGGGUGUGCGACCAAGGCGCGGCAUUUGUUUGUGGGGAGCAAGAAGAAGGGGAAGGGUGAGGAUGAGGACGAUGUCGUCGAGAGCGUGCGAUCCGACUUCUACCAAACCCCCACCACGAUCAUCGCCUCCCUCUUCCUCAAGAAGAUCGACCCCGCCUGCAGCACCGUCGCGCUGCGCGCCGACGGCGUCGCGCUCGACCUCCGCACGGCGGACCGCCGCCGCCACGCCGCCGACCUGCGCUUCUUCGCCGCCGUCGACCCCGCCCGCUCCGCCUACCGCGUCAUGGGCACCAAGCUCGAGCUCGAGCUGCGCAAGGCCGUCGACGGCCAGACGUGGCCCGUGCUGCGCGCCGACGAUCCGCGCACGGGGGAGAUCAUUCAGGUGGGGAGGGCGGGGAGGGUGUAG